Molecule: messenger RNA, 1702 nt
Organism: Trichobilharzia szidati
Lineage: Eukaryota; Metazoa; Platyhelminthes; Trematoda; Strigeidida; Schistosomatidae
Source: the annotation of a GenBank genome assembly
AAAGCAUAAUUUAAAAGUGGGUGGCAUGGACAUAUAGUUCAUAAAUGAAAAGACACGUCAUUGGCAUUGAACAAAACUGUUUGAAUUAGUGAUUUUAGUUGGCCUUUCAGAAGUGCAAAAUUUAAGCUAAACGCUAUAUCGUCUCUUUGGUAACGGUAUUCCGUUCCCCAAUAUUUACAAAACUUUGCUUUAUAUUUAUAUGAGAUAAUGGUGGAUUGUUUAUCUCCUAUGAAAAAACAAUAUGCUGACUAAUGUUGUAGAAUUAUCACCACAAACAUUGGAAAAAGCUUAUGCAGAAUUGAAUGAGCAUCCACAAUCACGUGAUAACGCCAUUGAAGAGUUAAGACGUCGAAUCCGACUACAAAGUUUACAAGGAUGUCUUGAUGAUGGCUUCUUAUUGAGAUUUCUUCGUGCUAAGAAAUUUAAUCGUGAUAAUGCAUUAAGAUUGUAUAUAAACUAUUAUAUCUUACGAAUACGUUAUCCAGACGUCUUUAACAAUUUGACACCAUCAUUGGUUGAACAUGUUUUUCGUAGUGGUGUUGUCUGUCGUCUACCCCAAUGUGACGCUGAUGGCAGAGCACUGAUCUACUUUAAACCUGGUCUAUGGAAUCCAACUGAAUGGUCAACAAAUGAUAUCUUUAGAGCAAAUGUUCUAGUUAUUGAAGAAUUAUUAUUAUCUUCACCAGAAGUUCAAGUCCAUGGAGUUGUAAUACUAGUUAAUCUAAAUGGUUUUUCAUGGAAACAUGCAUUCCAUUUAAUGUCUCCAUGGUUUGUACAUCGUGCUGUAAAUUUUCUACAAGGUUCCAGUCCUAUACGCGUUAAAGCUGUACAUAUUUUUCACAGUCCUUAUAUGUUUUCAAAAAUCUAUGCAGCUAUGAAACCUUUAUUAAAACCAAAAAAUCAAGCCCGUAUUAUCAUGCAUAACGAUUCUUUGGAGAGUCUUCAUGCUGCUAUCCCUCCACAUCUCCUGCCGUGUAACAGUGGUCUAGGAGGUACAGGACCACCAGUUCCAUCACGUGAGUAUAUUAAUGGUCUAUUGGAAUUGGAAGAUUAUUUCCUUGAAAUGAAUAAAUAUCCUUUUCAUGUCGAUAUUUCCUGAUGGAAAAGUUAACAAAAUAGAAAUCAAUCGAUAAUGCACAAAUAUUCAUCUAUCUGUUUUUUUGUUUUAAUUGGUUAUUUGUAAUUUCAAUUUUUUUGGCGGUCAAUAUAAAGUGCUUAUUUAUUUUUAAACUUGUACACGAUAUAUAAAUAUAUGUAUCCAUAUCUUUUUCAAUUUUGUUUUUAUUCAUUCCUUUAUUCAUUUUUAUUAUACAAAAAAAUUUAUUCAUCGCAUCAUUGAUCAUACUUUAUGCGAUACAGAUAUCUGACGUAAACUGAAACCCAUAAUGCACUUUCCCUUUCUUUGUGUUCAGCAUUCAAUGUGUUAAAGUGUUUCAAUGUCGAAUAAUAUUGUAAAACGUAAUUUUUCUUAUUUUUUUUCUUAUUAUACUCGAGCCUUUCAUUCCUGAUCAUACAAAAAAGAGAUUAAAAAACAAACAAAAAAGAACUUUUCAACUUUUCUUCAAUUUUAUUCUUUUCUUUCCUUUUCUCUUGUCAUUGUAUUGAUUGCUAUCUUGUGUGUAAUUUAUUGUAAAGAAGUGAAAACACAAGAAGAUAAUAAAAUUGAAAAUUGAACUAACGUUUCUUUUUGAAAAAAUAGGCG